UCAGCCGGCGCAGCCCGGAGCAGCUGGCCACAGCCCUGGCGGGAUGCAUGCGAUCCUGCUGCUGUGGCCCCUGGCGCUGGGGCUCAGCCUGGACGACGGCACCCAGACCCCCAACAUGUACGACGAGGGUGGGAGCGUGGGGGACGGUGACAGUGACGCCACUCCUGGCCCACUCCACCCUCGCAGCUUCCCCGGCCAGGCCCGCGCCAACGACAGCGACACUCUGGAGCUCCCGGACAGCUCUCGGGCGCUGCUGCUGGGUUGGGUGCCCACGAGGCUGGUGCCCGCGCUCUACGGGCUGGCCUUGGCGGUGGGGCUGCCUGCCAACGGGCUGGCGCUGUGGGUGCUGGCCACCCGGGUGCCUCGGCUGCCCUCCACCAUGCUGCUCAUGAACCUGGCGGCCGCCGACCUGCUGCUGGCCCUGGUGCUGCCGCCACGCAUCGCCUACCACCUGUGGGGCCAGCGCUGGCCCUUCGGUGAGGCUGCCUGCCGCCUGGCCACGGCCGCACUCUACGGCCACAUGUACAGUUCCGUGCUGCUGCUGGCUGCCGUCAGCCUGGACCGCUACCUGGCCGUGGUGCACCCGCUGCGGGCCCGCGCCCUGCGAGGCCAGCGCCUCGCCACCGGGCUCUGCAGUGCAGCCUGGCUGGUGGCGGCCGCCCUGGCGCUGCCCCUGGCACUGCAGCGGCAGACCUACCAGCUGUCGCACUCAGACCGCGUGCUCUGCCACGACGUGUUGCCCGUCGGUGCCCAGGCCUCCUACUGGCGGCCGGCCUUCACCUGCCUGGCGGUGCUUGGCUGCUUCCUGCCCCUGCUGGUCAUGCUGCUGAGCUACGGGGCUGCCCUGCGUGCGCUGGCCGCCGCCGGCCGGCGCUACAACCACGCACUGCGGCUGACAGCGCUGGUGCUGGCCUCGGCCCUGGCCUUCUUUGCGCCCAGCAACGUGCUGCUGCUGCUGCACUACUCGGCCCCGCGCCCUGAUGCCUGGGGGGACCUGUACGCGGCCUACAUGCCCAGCCUGGCGCUCAGCACCCUCAACAGCUGUGUGGACCCCUUUGUCUACUACUACGUAUCGGCCGAGUUCAGGGACAAGGUGCGGGAGGGGCUGCUCCGCCGGGCGCCAGGGGGCGCAGCGGCCUCCAAGGAAGGGGGCAGCGCGGGGAUGGGCACGAGGUCCUCCUCGCUCGUGUGACGGGCCCUCAGAAGGGGGCAGUGGGGAGGGGUGUUUGGGUUGAAUAGGGUCCCCUCCCAAUUCACGUCCCCCAGGGACCUCCGAAUGUGAGCUAAUUUGAAAAUAGGGUCUUUGCAGGUGUCAUUAGUUAAGAUGAGGUCACAAUGGAGUAGGGUGGGCCCUAAACCCGACAUGACUCGUGUUCUUAUAAGAAGAGGACACAGAGACACACAGGUGAAGACAGAGAUCGGGUGAUGCACAAGCCAAGGAACCCCGUGGACCGCGCAGCCCCCAGGCACUGGAAGAGACGCCUGGGAUGGAUACCCGGAGACUCGAGGAGCCAGCCCUGCCCACCCCUCAUCUCCGGCUUCUGGCCUCCUGAACUGUGAGACAAUAAAUUUCUGUUGUGUUCAGCCCGUUUGCGGUCCUUUGUUACAGCAGCCCCAGGAGAUGAAGGCAAGGGUUAAAUGCAGAUUUCAGGCCCAGUCGCACCCCCCGACUCGCCCAAGCAGGAGCCCAUGAUGCUGCAGUUGACCGGCUCCCUCCUGUCCAACAGGGGAUGAGGCGAGGCUGAUGCUGCCCUGGACCCACCGCAGGCCCCUGCCCAGCGCUAGGCUCAGGACCCCACCUCCAAGUGCCUCAUGUCGGUUCUAUUUGGCCCAGAUAGCCUGGGGCCGGGUUCGUGGUCCUCGUUCCCAGAAGUCCAGAUUCCAGCUUUGGGCCAGGCCCCAGGGCUUGGGGCAUUUCCUGAGGAAGCACAGUGGAGAGCCCCACUCUGCUUUCCAGAGCCUGGUGCAGCCCGUCACUGGGAGCCACAGGGCUUGGCCUCCCACUGUCCCCCUGGCCACAAGACAUCACUUCCCUCCCCAAACCUGUGGUCUGAUUCCUUUUCUGGCUUGAGUUAACUUUCCCGCGGUCCAGGAGGGUGGGGUAACAAGAGGAUGGAUGGUGUGCACCCAGGGCCAGGGAGUGCAGCCUUGCGACCCCCACACCCUGCUGCCUGCUCUGAACUGAGUCAGGGGGCAC
Molecule: messenger RNA, 2197 nt
Organism: Equus caballus (horse)
Lineage: Eukaryota; Metazoa; Chordata; Mammalia; Perissodactyla; Equidae
Source: RefSeq, a predicted model, not a curated record